AUGGACACCGAUUCAAAAUUGCGUUUGACAGCUUUCUUCGCGCGCCAGAGAGCUCUCCUCGUCAAAGAGCGUGGUGCAGAGAUCGAACGAAGCUCACUGCUACUCACAAACUGUAGUGCAAAACUAUUGGAACAGAAAGGCCUGGCGUUGCUAGGGCUGGGUAUCGUCAACAUAAACAUUGGAUUGGGAGGGAAAACCUUGGUUGAGCUGGAACGUCCAUCGGCCUAUCAUACCAGCCCGCUUUUCCCGCCCCAUUCACUCAGAACUGGCGAUCUGGCAAGGAUAGAAGCGAACGUUGCGGCGACAAGCAAGAAAGCUCCAGUCAAGGCCAAGGCUGGCGCAAGUCAGGACCGGGAGAAAGUCGAGGGUGUUGUUUAUCGAGUAACCGAUACGCGCAUCGUAAUAGCAGUGGAUGGUUCUGACUCGGCGUCAGAAGAUCUUGACUUACCGGAGCGAGUCCGCAUUGUGAAACUGGCCAAUAGUGUCACCUACGACCGAAUGGAUAAAACUAUUGAUCAACUCGAGCGAAUAGUAAUGGGCAAAUCUGAAGAGAAGAUAUCGUCAGAGAAACUGCGCCUCGUUCAGGUCCUCCUUGCGAUGUCCACUCGCUCACCGGACACCAUAAAUCCGCUGCCCAACCUCUCUUUCUUCGACGAAUCUCUCAAUCCGAGUCAAAAAGACGCGGUUCGCUUUGCUUUGCAAGCGGGCGAGGUCGCUUGUAUUCAUGGGCCACCAGGGACUGGUAAAACGCACACACUCGUCGAGAUAAUUCGGCAGCUCACCGCCGUAACACCAAGCAAUCCAAAAUCGCUCCGCGUUUUGGUUUGCGGCGCGUCUAACCUAUCAGUGGACAACAUCCUUGAACGACUGCUCGCAUUGCCUGUUACAGAUAAAGGCUCCCGAAUCAAAGUUACGCGAAUCGGUCAUCCGGCGCGGGUGAUGGCCAAUGCAGACAUUUUGGACUCGACGCUGGAGGUUAAAGCAGGUCGUUCGGACCAGGCGAUCCUUGCAAAAGACGUAAAAAAUGAGCUCGAAACAGCUUUGAGCACGCUUUCAGGGAAAGGGAAGGGUAAGCCACCUCGUGGUGCCGAGCGAAGGAAGAUGUGGGAUGAAGUCAAGGCUUUACGGAAAGAGUUGAGCACCCUCUCAUUUGUAAAAUCGGAUUGUCUAACGUUGAUUAGGUAUCGACAACGUGAGGGGGGUGUCGUCAAUUCCGUUCUCGUGGAAUCACAGGUUGUGAUUGCGACAUGUCAUUCCGCAGGAGGCCGGCAGCUGAGAAACCAUGAAUUCGAUGUUGUCAUCAUCGAUGAGGCGACUCAGGCAAUGGAGGCUGUCUGCUGGGUCCCCAUAUUGAAAGGCCGCAAGCUUAUCCUUGCGGGUGACCCAAUGCAACUUCCGCCCACCGUACUUUCGAUUGACAAGGAUAGCAAAAUGAAACCCCCAAAGCUAGUGGCGAAACCCACAAAAAAGAAUGAAGACAAAAAGGCCGCACCACCACCACCUCCUCAAUCUGGUUCGGAAUUAUCAGAGUCCGAUGCAACGAGUGCCGAAGAGGGAAAGGAAGAAGCCAAAUCCAUCAAACCGGUCAACUCGACAGCGGCCCAGACCAAGAAUAAGGGAGAACGUGGACCUCUUUUGAAACCUCCCAGGACACUUGAAAUUACUCUGUUCGAUCGACUUGAAAAAAUGUACGGGAAGCAAAUCAAGCGAAUGCUUCAGGUCCAAUAUCGGAUGCACCAAGACAUAUGCACAUUUCCCUCGAAGACGCUUUACGGCUCUAAACUUGCUUCUGCUCCCGCCGUGGAGAAACAUCUCCUGCUGGAUCUUCCAGAAACCCAUGCAGACUCACCAGAUGACGAGAAAGAGGUGUUGGCAACGCCGGUUGUGUUUUUCGACACCGCUGGAUGCGAGUAUUUCGAGCGCUUAGAGGGCGAUGGCGACGAAGGCAGUCGAUGCAAUGAGAACGAGGCGACUGUCGUAAAAAACUGGGUGGACAAACUUAUUGGCGCUGGCGUGCUCCCGAGUCAGAUAGCGGUUAUCUCGCCAUACCAGGCUCAAGUCACACUUCUGACGUCGCUCAUCAGACCCCAAUACGGUGCGGAACUCGAAAUUGGGACGGUCGAUGGCAUGCAGGGGCGCGAGAAAGAGGCUGUUGUGAUCAGUCUUGUACGGAGCAAUGAUACCCGGGAAGUCGGAUUUUUGAAGGAGAAACGGCGGUUGAAUGUCGCAAUGACACGAGCGAAGCGGCAUCUUUGUAUUGUCGGUGACUCGUCAACGGUAUCGUAUGGCGGCAAGUAUCUGAAGAAGUGGCUUGGUUGGCUGGACGGGAAUGCAGAUGUGCGAUAUGCUGGCUUAGAGUAA
Molecule: messenger RNA, 2361 nt
Organism: Mycena indigotica
Lineage: Eukaryota; Fungi; Basidiomycota; Agaricomycetes; Agaricales; Mycenaceae
Product: AAA domain-containing protein
Exons: 13
Coding region: 1-2361 (786 amino acids)
Molecular function (GO): ATP hydrolysis activity; 5'-3' DNA helicase activity; RNA binding
Source: RefSeq, a predicted model, not a curated record